This is a messenger RNA of Theileria equi strain WA, 627 nucleotides long. RefSeq lists its product as hypothetical. Bases 1 to 627 code for a protein of 208 amino acids. The record is from RefSeq and is a predicted model, not a curated record. NCBI's taxonomy places the organism in Eukaryota, Apicomplexa, Aconoidasida, Piroplasmida, Theileriidae. The transcript is spliced from 3 exons.
AUGCGUUCAUUUUAUGACAUAACAAGCGGAGCUGCUCGCUUUUUAUUUGGUGGGAAAUUCAGACCUUUCGAGACGCAAAGAGUAUCGGAGCCAUUUUUUAAAUUAAAGGUAAAUGACUUGAAUAGAGGUUCCUAUCGUAACUUUUCUACCGGUGGCCAAAGCAACAUCAAACAGGAGUGGCUUAACUACCGUGAAACGUCAAAGAAAUUGCUGACCUCUGGUUUGAAUAGUUCAAGGUAUUCGUAUGAUGUAAACUCGUUGACAAAGCUACCCAAAUCAUAUGAAUCACACUUGCAAGAUGAUGUAAAGUUCAGCAAAUGCCUUGGCAUGAAUCCAUUGUUCACACACUAUGUUAACCCACUUUCUAUUGUCUCAUUCGCUGCAAAGUACCUCUUGAGUUACAGAUUCCUCUUUAUUUAUAUGGCCAGGACCACAUUUCAGGCUGUGCGUCCACUACUAGCCUUUUGUGUGUUUGGUGAGAUUAUGAAACUCAUUUUAGCUAACCUAAGCGGUGGAGUUCCUGCAUAUCUCUUCUCAUUCGUGCUGGCCUUCGAAGUGCUCUACUUCUUCCUGCAGUGCUACAUCUCAUACACCUUCUUGAUGAUGUUCUUUACCGUAAUGUUUUAA